Lethenteron reissneri (Far Eastern brook lamprey) is the source of this 3890-nucleotide messenger RNA. Its product is annotated as transmembrane protein 180-like. NCBI's taxonomy places the organism in Eukaryota, Metazoa, Chordata, Hyperoartia, Petromyzontiformes, Petromyzontidae. The record is from RefSeq and is a predicted model, not a curated record.
AACCCGCACCGGUUCCCAGCGAGCGAAGCGGUGAUUAGUUUGGGUUGGUGGUGGUGGUGGUUGUGGUUGAGGGGUGGUGGUGGUUGUGGUUGGGGUGGUUGUGGUCGGGGUGGUGGAGGUCGGGGUGCAAGCGCUUGCGUUGGGCCAGCGGCGACGAACUCUUGAAGCGGCCCCGGGGCCUUCAGUCGAGUGCCUCGCGCGGCGUGUGAACAACGAUCAGCGGCGUGGGGAGACAAAGGCGGCCGUGUACGGUGUGUUAUACUGUGCACAGCCAUGAAGGGCUUCUGCCAGCUCAACAGCAAUGCCCUGGCUUACUCCAUGACCACAGCCGGGGCCAGUAUCAUCAACAGCAUCUUCAGCUUCUACUAUGUCAAGCUGUUCCUCAGCCAGUACCACAUCUCCGAGGUCGACUUUCACCGAGCACAGGUUGUGUACAUGGUGUGGAAUGCAGUCAAUGACCCGCUGUUCGGAUAUCUCCAGGACACGGGCAGCUGGGCAUGCUGCCGUAGCCGGCGCUUGGCCAUUGCGUACGGUGCCACGCUCUACGCCGUCGCCUUCCUCUUGCCCUGGUUCCCGUGGCGGAGCGGGGGCUAUGGGCCGGGCGAUCCGCUGGCAGGAGUGCACCUGCUGGUGGCCCUGUGCGCCUUCGACGGCGCGCUCACGUUCGUGCUGCUGGCGCAGUGCGCGCUCUUUGCCGAGAUUUCCGGCCGGCACAGCGACCGCCUCACGCUGCUCAAGUACAGCCAGGUGGCCUCAUUCCUGGGCUCGGGCUCGGUGCUGCUGUGUGGCCUCAUCACGAACAACAUGACCGUGUUUUCCACCAUGCAGUGGUAUUGCGUGUUGGCGGCCUGCAUCGCGUGGCUCUGCAUGCGCUACACGGGCAUCCAUGUGGUGUCUGCCACUGAUAAGCUUUCCAGCCACGCCACCACCAGCAACCCAGAACCCCAAGACACUCCACUUCUUAAAGACGGCAAAGCCCUGCCCCAGGCGUCGGCCGUCUCGCUGUCGCUGCAAAUCAUGCGGCAGCGGGACUUCCUUCUGUUCGUCGCCAUGAACUUCCUGCAAGUCCUGCACGUCACCUUCUCCAGCAGCUUCACGCUCAUAUUUGCCGAGCAGCUGCUGCCCGCCGCUACGAUGCCCACGCGAGCGCAGAGCGUGCUCUACGGAGCGGGCUUCAUGUGUCCGCAGAUCCUGGUGCUGUGCAGCCAAGGCUUGCUGCAACGCGUCGGAUACUACCGCUUGCUGCUUCUCGCCUUCGUCCUUCAGCUGUGUCUCGCCACGAUCACCUUCGUGGCUGGCUCGUCCUGCUACGUGUCGCUCACCGCCUUCCUGCUGCUCGACAUGGUCCUGCCCCAGGCUGUGUUCAGCCUCUUCAACCUGCCUCUGUCUGAUAUCAUCGACGCGGACGCCCGGACCCACCGACGCAGCUCUCCACUCUCAUCUAUGGUGUUUGGGCUCAACGCACUGUUCACCAAGCCAGCACAGUCGCUAGCGCCCAUGCUGGUGGUCAGGAUCCUGAACCAGCACGGCUACCAGACCCUGGGGGACAUGGCUGGCACAACAGACACCAGCUCGCAGGCCGGGCUGCACCAAGCCAUGUUCGGCCUGCUGUGCAUUGUCCCGGCCACCAUCUCCCUGCUGCAACUGUGCAUAUGGGCACCAUUCUCAAUCCGCAGCAGCCACAAUGCCAUCCCACGGCACGCCGACCUGUAGACAGAACCCAGACCAGCUGUGAAAAAGAGGUCAUGGCGACCCUCGCAGCUCCUCUGCAUGGCAAAGGAGGGCGAGGAAGUGAGUGGGGGGAGUGGGUGAGGGCCGUGAGGAGUGCAGGACUCGAGCGAGAUUCAGGGGAUGAGAUUGAAAUCUCCGCCACUUUACUUCCGAAGCCGUGCGUGCAAGCCUCGUCAAAGUUUCUUCUUUUUUGAGCUUUGAAGUUUAAAAUGUCACAGUCGGCACUUCCCCAUAUCCAGGGCCAAUAUGGGGAAAACGUCGGCCAUGUGAAUAGGUCUGCUUCAACCAAAAAGAGGAUAUGUUUUAAAAUAAGUUCACCGUAAAUUUUGAUUUAAAGCUUUCGUGACUGCAGGGAUUCAUCUUCUUGGCUCUUCCCUUCUACGUGACUUUACCGAAAGAACCAAGAAGAAGUUGACCUUAUUUUAAUUUUAAGUGUGGUUUACGAGGUCAGGCUGCUUGCUGAGCAUUUAUUCGCUCAAGCGUCUUCAACGAGCAUCUCCAGGAGUUGAAUUCAACUGCUCAAGAUUGCAACGCAUGGCACACAAAAAAAAAAUGCGAGUGAGCGAAAACCCCAAGUGGAUUAACAAGCGGAUUACAAAAUCUCACGCUUUAAAUUCACCGCGAUUAUUCUUCCAUGCCCCCCUAAGCAUUUUAAGGACUUAAUUUCCGAGAAUAUUCCGAUGCCAUCUCUUUUUCGUAUGGUCAUUUACAGCAGCUGCAAACUAAUGACCAAUCUGCGAACGAAGCGGUUGUCUUGAGUCAAUGGCGAAUCAAUUGUUUGUACACGGUCACUCGUGCCGAACGGUAGCACACGUUUAAUACUUAAGUGUGUCAUGUCAUGGGACCUUGUUUUGGCAGUAUCAAAGUAUGAAAAAUAAGAAUAGGUUUUACCUUUUUCAGGCAAUAAAACAGGUGUUCAGAUGGUCAAACAACAAAUGAUACCUUUUACAAGGAAUCAAGUGUGCAUUAGCCACACGUAACGUGUUAACAUGCAAACGUGCUCUGAUGUUCCUUGUCUUUGAAACUGAUUGGUCUACACCAGACAGCCUUCUUUAUGGCCUCGUCUCACCUGUGUUAGACCAGAGAACGCCAAAAGGCGACCGGCACAAAGACAAUGCCACACGUAUCGGAGUAUUUUUAGCUCGGGGAGAGCGGAGAUUUCAUGUGACCUUAAGCAUGUCGGUCAAGUAUGGACUUCUACGUUGAGGUAGGAACCUCGUUCUCCUCGCCGUUCGUGGAAGAUGAGAAUAGGCGCACGUCCUCGCAUGCGCUUGUGCACGCGAGUGCAUUUGCACAACAAAUUGACCCCCCCCCACAUUACAAAAUGUCCAUCUAUUGCCUUGAAUUUGGGCCCAGCAUGCGUUCAUCGGUAACGUUCAAGCAAUGUAUAAUAGGUUCAAGUAAAGUAUAAUAGAUUCACAUUCUCCCAUCAAAAUGUUUCAUCUUAAUAUCUAUAAAACGCCAAUACAGGGACUCCUCUACUUCCGAACGAGUUAGGUUCCAGAGGUCUGUCAAUCGAUUUGUACGUAAGUCCACAACUUUACUCCUGUCGAUUCCAAACAUGGUGUACGGCAUGUACACUAAAAGUUGUAUAAUCUCCUGUAGAUGGCACUGGUUCAUGUUCUGCAGAUGUCGGUGCCACCAGCACCAUCUUUUAACCCGGUGGUUGAGCUAACAACUCUCAGUCCAAACAGGCAACUGGACAUACGGGCAGGUUUGUUUGUACGAGUUUUUUAAGUCGACUAAGUAGAGGAGUCCCUGCAGUUCCUUCCAUACGAUGUAAACAAAGCAUAUUCACUCCUGCGCCAACAGGUGUCUUGGCUAGACAAGUCACAUUUGUACAGUAAAGGUCUCAACAAAUGUUCUCUCUUACCGUAAAGGUAUUAAGGUACAUCACUGCUAAUAGACUCGGAAAACAAAACACUGAUUACGUGCCAUAAAAACACAUUCCUGCGGAGGGAGCUGGUAGGAACGUUGGGUUGCUCGGUCAAUGGCCAGGGUCAACGGCGGCGUGGUGUAUUCCGCAAAUAUGGCCGACUGUGAGGGCGGGCACAAGCCGGCGUGAGUAGGUUAAACGUUGAGUUUUAUAAGGGCACCACGGGGUGACCAGCCCCUCCUCACCCAGCCCCACCCCUCCCACCCCCCACCCAGCCCCUCCC